UCAACGUAUUAUGACUGUGCCGAAAAGUUUGCACAUACGUAAAUACCAUAUUAUUUUUGCUAAAAUAUAGAUUCAAACAAUUUCCUUAAAUGGUAUGGCAUCGUGAAAGUUGUGUUUGUGCUAAAAUAGUUACUUGGCUAUAGAAAUAUUCAAAACACCAAGAAACAAACCAUGUUCCGAAAGCAUACUGAAACAAAAUUUUCAUUUAUUAUUUAGAUGAAAAAUAGUCUAACAAUUAUUAAUAAAUUCAACGUUUCUGUUCUGUUUACAGGUCAGUACGCUGUUGUUAUUGUAGCAGUUCUGGCAGUGGUGAUAACAGAAACAUGCGCAGAUAUGAUGCGCAAGAGCAUCGUUUUUAACAGCAAGAUGCCCAAGGUAUUCUACUGUCCUCAAGAUAAGCCAACGGGAAUGGAUAAGAUGUAUGUCAAGGCUAAACCGAUAGAAAAACUCUGUGAAUAUGGCGGGAAGAAACUUCCCAAACAUUACCUUUCUGACUGUUACAACGACGUCGACGAGACAGAGUAUGCUUGCGCUGAAAAGCGUAGGAUUAUGAAGUGGAUAAAAACUUCGAAUAGCACAGGCUCUCGCUUUCGGACGACGACUGACCCAUCUGUUGAACAAGUCAGGAACCAAUAAUAUAUACGGGACAAAGAAAAGUAUUUAUUUGCUUUUCAUUCGUGAAGUUAACUUUAUUUGUGUAAACAUUUAGAUUAACUAAAAAUUGAGUGAAGUGAUGUUUAUAUUUGUGGUUUACUUCUUUCCAAUUUGGGACUGGCGAUGUAUCAAUAGUUUAUAAAUAAGGAAACGGUGUCAGUAGGUU
Molecule: messenger RNA, 820 nt
Organism: Limulus polyphemus (Atlantic horseshoe crab)
Lineage: Eukaryota; Metazoa; Arthropoda; Merostomata; Xiphosura; Limulidae
Exons: 3
Coding region: 217-636 (139 amino acids)
Source: RefSeq, a predicted model, not a curated record